Sesamum indicum (sesame) is the source of this 1478-nucleotide messenger RNA. RefSeq names its product zinc finger (C3HC4-type RING finger) family protein. Gene Ontology annotation, molecular function: zinc ion binding; ubiquitin protein ligase activity. Lineage: Eukaryota; Viridiplantae; Streptophyta; Magnoliopsida; Lamiales; Pedaliaceae. Gene Ontology annotation, biological process: ubiquitin-dependent protein catabolic process; protein ubiquitination. Gene Ontology annotation, cellular component: nucleus. The record is from RefSeq and is a predicted model, not a curated record.
AAUCGCGUUUUAAUGAAAUUUGCCCCCCCUCCCUAAUGCCCUCAAACUACAAUCAACAGAACGACGAUUUUAGUUCACAUCGGAAGGCACUUUUAAGUUAAUUACCACCACAGAGAUCCGGUUUCCCGCAAAUGUGCCGCAGCCGCCCGCGGUGGAACCCUCGAAGCUUCAACAAUCAACAAUUGUGACCGUGUCUUGAUUUCUUGCGACUUAAUUUUUAACGGGUGGACGCAGGUUCUCUGCCUUUAAUCACUUCUUCUGAUCUGCAUAAUAAUCCGUCAAUGGAGGCCCCUGACGCUAAUGCUGACGUUGGACGAACCCAGAAUCGCGAUGAUGAUAAUACUUCGAGACAAGAUUUCGGGAAACUGCUUUACGGGUGCGAGCAUUAUAGGAGAAGGUGCAAGAUAAGAGCCCCUUGCUGCAACCAGAUUUUCACUUGCCGUCACUGUCACAACGAAGCCACAAGUGCCUUGAGCAAUCCGAAAGAGAGACACGAGAUUGUUCGCCAUGAUGUUAAGCAAGUUGUUUGUGCGGUAUGCGGUACAGAACAACAGGUUUCCAAUAUCUGUUCGAAUUGCAGAGUCAAAUUUGGAGAAUACUUCUGCGAUAUAUGCAAAUUCUAUGAUGAUGAUAUCACCAAAGAGCAGUUUCAUUGUAAUGACUGCGGCAUUUGUAGAGUUGGCGGGCGAGAAAACUUCUUUCACUGCCCUAAGUGUGGAUCUUGCUAUUCAAUAGGUCUACGCGAUAAUCACUUGUGUGUAGAGGACUCAAUGAAGAGCCAUUGUCCCAUCUGUUAUGAGUUUCUUUUUGACUCGACCAAACAAACAACGAUUCUGAAGUGCGGGCAUACAAUGCAUGUGGAGUGUUAUGAGGAGAUGUUCAGCCAAAACCAAUACCGCUGUCCAAUCUGCUCCAAAUCAGUGUUGAAUAUGUCUAGAACUUGGGAAAGAUUGGAUCAGGAGAUUGAAGCCACUGCAAUGCCCGAGGAAUACCGCUAUGAAGUUCAAAUACUGUGCAAUGAUUGCAACAAUAGGAGCAAGGCAUUUUUUCACAUCUUUGGCCACAAGUGCCAGCAUUGUAAUUCUUACAACACCCGUGUGAUAACAAGUGGGGAGAAUAAUCAAAGAUAACUAAAUGCGAAUUGUUUGCUGCUUCACUUGAUUGGCAGAUAUUGCUACUUCCGCGGAAGCUUUACCGGGUUAUCCAUCAAAAGAUGUUUUCCCAACUAUUCUUUGUGUUGCCUGCUUUUGAUUAGGUUUGAUUUGCUAUACACCAGGUAUCUCUCGGAUAUUUAGAUGAUUAUUCUAGCCCACCAGUGACUUGAUGACUAUUCGGUUAUGUAGAAAAAUUUGUGAUAAUUACUUUACAGAUACGAUGUGUCCACUGGGGUUCUCCAGCUUCUUGUAUAUAUUUAUCAUUUUGGGUUCUAGUGUGAAAAAUAAAAUAAAAAAUAAAAUUCUCUUUGUCUUGACAGAAAA